Molecule: messenger RNA, 711 nt
Organism: Nerophis lumbriciformis (worm pipefish)
Lineage: Eukaryota; Metazoa; Chordata; Actinopteri; Syngnathiformes; Syngnathidae
Source: RefSeq, a predicted model, not a curated record
AUGAACGCCAGUCAUAUCGCCAAAGCCAGAUGGCGCUGUCUUUCUUCUCAAGGUCCAACGGGUCAGGGUCACCCAGGCUCAUUCCGAGGCACCGAAACACCACCACCACUGCCGCCCACUGCCAGCAUGUCGUGUCCAUUGACAAGCCAACGAGAGCGACAUUGCCCCGUGUGUCUGCAGGCAGCCAGCUUGCCCGUACAGACCAACUGUGGACAUUUAUUCUGUGCAUCAUGUUUAAUCACCUACUGGAGGCACGGCCCAUGGUUAGAUGCAGUCAACUGCCCUCUCUGUAGACAGAAGGUGAGCGUAAUGUGUCAGCUCUUUAGCGAGAGUCGACUGGACCGUCAGUCCAAAGAUGUAGCGGGCCAAAUCAGCGACUACAACAAACGCUAUUCGGGUGCGCCCAGACGGAUACGAGACUACCUGUCAGACGCGCCCCUCCUUCUUCAGCUGGCGAUCCGUGGCUUGGGUACCCUAGGCGGUCUGGUUUGGCUGUUCUUCCUGAGGGUGGCGCUGUGUUGUGUGGGGACGGCAGUCUCCAUGGCCUCACCCUCAGGUUCCCCGAAAGCGCCCACGUCUCUCUGUGGCCUCUUGGGACUGCUAGACGAUCUAGUGGUUGUGGUCCUUCUCCUCCUAUGCGUCCUCAACGUCAAUCAUCAGAUGGUGCCAGAAAGAGGCCGAUCACAAACCGCACCGGUGGUGAUCACUUAG